Messenger RNA from Haliotis rubra (blacklip abalone), 900 nucleotides. RefSeq lists its product as uncharacterized. The transcript has a single exon. Gene Ontology annotation, molecular function: nucleic acid binding. The record is from RefSeq and is a predicted model, not a curated record. The coding region runs from base 1 to 900 and encodes 299 amino acids. Lineage: Eukaryota; Metazoa; Mollusca; Gastropoda; Lepetellida; Haliotidae. Gene Ontology annotation, biological process: DNA integration.
AUGUCGUAUGCAUUGGACAGUGACUCCUUUCUUAAUGCGUUCUACAGGAUGGCUAGUAGACGAGGGUUACCCAAAGAAAUUCUUUCAGAUAAUGGCACAAAUUUCAUUGGCGCUGCAAAUGAACUGAAACAGCUUGUUGCUCAACUGGAUACAGACAAAGUUAAGUCAUCAUUGGCCAAUAGAGGGGUGAUCUGGAAGUUAAAUCCUCCUCAUGCUCCCAACUUCGGUGGAGUGUUUGAGUCAAUGAUUAAGGCUGCCAAGCGAGCAAUAUAUGCCAUUCUGGGAUCUGGAGAUAUAACAGAUGAGGAGCUGGUGACAGCGUUUGUUGGUGCUGAAGGUCUAAUAAACUCCCGCCCUUUGACAUAUCAAAGUGCUCAGCCACAUAAUGACGUGCCUUUGACACCAAAUCAUUUUUUACAUGGUCAAAGUGGGGGGGUAUUUGCUCCGGAUUCUGUGGAUGUCACGGCUUACAGUCCGAUGAAGAGGUGGAGAAGAGUACAGGACCUUGUGCGUCAUGUCUGGAGGCGCUGGAUGAAGGAGUGGUUGCCAUCAUUACAGACAAGAAGGAAAUGGUUUUCACCCAGCCGUGAUCUACAAGUGGAUGAUGUGGUUACCAUUAUAUCACCAGAAGCACCUCGAGGAAGUUGGAAGCUUGGGAUCAUCACAAGGACAUAUCCAGGAACAGAUGGCCACGUGAGAGUUGUGGACAUUAAAACAGACAAAGCCAUAGUUACUAGACCAGUUACAAAAGUAUGUCCUUUGGAAUGGACAGAUGGAACAAAGCAGACAACCGGAUGGAACAGAACAGACAACAGGAUGGAACAGAACAGACAACAGGAUGGAACAGAACAGACAACAGGAUCGAAAACAGAGGAUGGAACAGAGAAAAGGACUGAAUAG